Molecule: messenger RNA, 489 nt
Organism: Pediculus humanus corporis (human body louse)
Lineage: Eukaryota; Metazoa; Arthropoda; Insecta; Psocodea; Pediculidae
Exons: 2
Coding region: 1-489 (162 amino acids)
Biological process (GO): sleep; regulation of synaptic transmission, cholinergic; positive regulation of voltage-gated potassium channel activity
Source: RefSeq, a predicted model, not a curated record
AUGAACCUUAUUAAAAUUGAACCUGGUAAUUUAAUUAUAAUAAAAGUAGGAGUGUCCCAAUGUGUGUUUUUUUUUUGUAUUUUAGUCGAAUCAGUUAGAUGUUAUCAAUGUUCAUCAGCUCAGGAUAAAGAUGACGAUAGUUGUGGGGCUUAUAGUAGUUUCGAAAAAGAAAAACAUAUUCCUGUUGAAUGUAACAGUCACGAAUCUCACACUCCAGGUUCAUUUUGCAUGAAAGUCGUUCAACAAGGACCGAUAGGAUUUAUAUGGGAUGGUCGUUGGAGACAAGUUAUAAGAAGAUGUGCAUCAGUUGCUGAAACAGGAGUUUCAGGUGUUUGUAAUUGGGGCAUAUAUGAAAAUGGUGUUUAUUGGGAAGAAUGUUAUUGCGCAGAAGAUGGUUGCAAUUCAUCGACAAAUAUUAAAAUUAAUUUUUACCUAAUCAUCGCCAGUAUUAUUUGCAUUUUAUCGACAGUUAUAUCAUAUAACAGAUAG